Molecule: messenger RNA, 1551 nt
Organism: Prorocentrum cordatum
Lineage: Eukaryota; Dinophyceae; Prorocentrales; Prorocentraceae
Source: the annotation of a GenBank genome assembly
GAUAGAUCUGAUCUUAGCCUCUUCGGAUCAGGUCUCCUGCCGCAGGGCCGCGCCGCGCGCGCGCUCGCCGGGGGUCCGAUGCCCGGGGUGGCCGGCAAGCAGGGGCCCCGCGACGCUGAAGAGGCGUCUUGCGGCGCCCUCUUGGCGUUCUCUUCGGGGACCCGCCUGCUUCGGGCUGCUGAAGGCCUCCUUCGAGCCGAGGUGGUCGCGCUGCGGCCCCCCUCGCAGGCGCCGCCCACGCCUGCGCCCGACGCUGCCCAGCCUGCGGGCCGCCCUCGGCGGCGCCGACGGCGGCGUGGGACGAACCGAGGGCGCGAUGGAGGGCGAGGUGGAGACGGCCGCUGUUGGAGCGGGGCUGGAGCAGGCUGCUUCGGCCCCUUCGGUGCUGGCGCGCGCGGGCGGGGGCUCGCAGGACCUGGGCCGCGCGGCCCCGUCCUCGCCCCUGGCUGGCGACAGCUGGGCCGACGAGCUCCCAGUGCGGCGAACGGGGGUGGCCACGAGCAGCGGCGGCGCGGGGGCGGGAGGCGUGCGAGCGGGCCUGGUGCUCGCGCCGCCGCCUACUGCCGCUGCGGCGGCCGCUGACGACGACGAGGGCAUGGACGCGCUGGAGCGCCCGAGGACCGCCGAGGCCCCUGCUCAGCGCGCCAGGCCGCCCCCCCAGCCCAGCGCGGCAGCUGCCGCCCAUGCCCCCCUUGCAGGGGGCAUGGGGGUGCGGAUCCGCACGGGCCCCAGGGCGGGGAUCGAGGGGAAGGUCGUCCUGCUGGAGGCUCUCAGCGGGCGCGUCUCUCCCUUGGCCCUUCUUGACGGCACGAACGUGUAUUGGACGCACGAGCCCGACGACCUGGAGCCCCUGGACCCGCUCGGCUGACGGCGCCGUGGGCGGACCGCCAAGUCGGCGUCAGGCCCCCGAGGGGGGGGCAGGGGGGGCAAGUCGGCGCGAGGCGAGAGUUCUAGGGAGCAGGCCGCUUUGCGGCAGGCGGGGCGCUGCUGGCUGCGGCGGGGCUGUCCCCGCCCUCGGCCUGGCGCGGAGCGCUCGGCCUCGCGGCGGGCUUCGGCGCCUCGCCGUUCUUCGCCUUCCGUGUCGUGCGCUGAGGGUACAUCACGGUCGGGGGCUUGCUCUGUGGGGCGGCCCCCGCGGACGGGCGGGCUGGGGCUCGCCGUCCUGUGGCGCGGGCUGGCGGCGCGAGGCUGCCGCGCCCCCGCGGGCCGACGUUGUGGGUCAGCGGCCGAGCAUCGACUCGCCCGGUGGCGCGCCGAGGGUGGUGCGAGAGAGAUAGAUCUGAUCGUGGAGGGCAGGGGGCAGAUGGCACCACAUUUGCCACCCGUGAGUCACACCCACCGCGUGGGCGACAAAAGAUGUUGGUUCAUUCCAGGUGUGAUGGUGUCAUCGCUCGUGGUUGAAUGACCCGCAGAAUGCUCGAAUACGGAUUGUAGCCAGGACGCUUACAGUGAGUCACCGUUGCCCUUGCCUUUUGGGAAGCGCCUGUGCGGUGGAAGGUCCAACGAAAGCGCGGCCACGCUAGCGGAUUGAGCGUUCCCCCAGCUGUUUGG